Molecule: messenger RNA, 684 nt
Organism: Ambispora gerdemannii
Lineage: Eukaryota; Fungi; Glomeromycota; Glomeromycetes; Archaeosporales; Ambisporaceae
Source: the annotation of a GenBank genome assembly
AUGAAUACUUACGAGUAUUUAACAAAUACCGAAAAACAACUUCUAAGUAAAUGCUCCUAUAACCUAACUCUCGCGAUUGAAGAGCUAACUAAACCUUCUGCGAAAAAACGCGACAAUCCUGACAAGCCACCAAGACCGCAAAACAGAUGGAUUAUUUUUCGAAAAGAUUAUGAAGCUAACAUACGUCUACUUAAUCCAGAUGUCAAACAAGAAGUUAAACGUACAGCGAAAGGAUGCAGUUUAAAAUGGAAAUCGCAAUCAAGAGAGGUCAAGGAUUUUUUCAAGAUAUUGGAAAAAAUAGCUUGUAAGAAUCAUGAACAUAUAUAUCCUAAUUAUAAAUAUAGACCAAAAACUUCAAAAGAUUCAAGCUGUAAGAAGUUCAUUUUUCGGGAACAAAAAUACCCAUUUACUUCGUCUGUCAAGUCUACUUCAAUAAAUGAUCAUUCAUGUCAAGUGGCAGAAAGUAACGCGUCGCCCUCCUCAACAUCGUUGGAAACUCAUAACAACGUAAACAUUAACAGAUCGAUCGACAAUUCAAACGAAUUUUUAAUUUACAACAAUAAUUUGAACGAUAAUGAUUAUUUACUCGACGCAGACUUUAAUAAUAUAAAUAAUAACAUCAUUGAUUCUUCACCAUUGUCACAAGCUCAAAUAUUUAUCUUUGACUAUAGUUUUUACAAUUAA